Molecule: messenger RNA, 1746 nt
Organism: Saccharomyces paradoxus
Lineage: Eukaryota; Fungi; Ascomycota; Saccharomycetes; Saccharomycetales; Saccharomycetaceae
Gene: RSC9
Product: Rsc9p
Exons: 1
Coding region: 1-1746 (581 amino acids)
Biological process (GO): regulation of DNA-templated transcription
Molecular function (GO): DNA binding
Source: RefSeq, a predicted model, not a curated record
AUGAACUCUUUAGCUUCAAACACGCCGCUAAAUGGCACUCCAGUGAGCGAGGUACCUGUCGUGAGCUCCGAGCCAGUGAACAUGUUCGAGACGAUGGUGGCCAAUCCUAUUAAAGUAUCUCGGUUACAGUCCAAUGGAGUUUUGACGGGACCUGCAGCUAAUACUAAGUCUAUCCACUACUCGCUGGCUAAUUUUAAUGUGUUCCAGUCGCUGCCCAAGGAAACGGCCAGAGGUGUAGACGAUCUGACGAGGAUGGAGAUGGCGUUGCUGAGUGGGAUACCGGAGGAGAUUAAGUGGUCAUUAAAAAAAUACCUUACAUAUAGUAACAAGGCGCCAUAUAUGAUCAGUUUACGGACAUUACCGGAUUUAUUGCCACUUUUCAAGACUUUUAUAUUGCCUUUGGAGCGUAUCGUGGAAGGUCUUAACAAAUCCUCCAUAUGUGAUUCAGAGGCAAUGGAUUCCUUACAAAUGGGCUUAAAUGCCUUGCUAAUCCUAAGGAAUCUGGCUCAAGAUACUGAUUCCGUACAGGUACUGGUCAAAGAUGUGGAAAUCAAAUCUUUCAUUCUUUUUAUUUUGAAGAAGUUUCAGUGUGUCGCCACAGGAGAUAGCAGGUGGCAAUUGUACGAAGGAAAUGCAACGUUUUUUAACGAGUUGACCCAUUAUACCCUUGACUUGAUGGAAGCGAUUUCCUCCUAUAUUGCACCGGCGAUGAAGGACGAUCAUUAUUUCCAAACGCUGGUUUCCAUCUUGAACUAUACAAAGGACAGGUACAUGGUUAUUUCUAUAUUAAGGUCUCUUUCGAGAUUACUGGUUAGAUCUAAGGCUAAUGAGGAAAGUGCAGCGGACAAUUUGGACCAUAAGACUCUUUCGUUGAUCGUUUCCUUUUUACUAGUAGAAUGUGACAGUGAGCUGAUUAUUGCUUCUCUGGAUUUCCUCUAUCAAUACAUUUUGCCCGGUUCUCAAAGAAUUAUAGAGUUAUUCAAGAGCAAGGAAUGCUCUUUGAUACUGGAGGCCACGCUGCCUAAUUUAUUAUCAUAUAAUAUCGCCACACCAGAUUACAAUCUUUUGCAAAAGCACAAGAUUAAGUUGAUAAAAAGGUUGAAGCCUCCUGCUCCCAAGGAGCCACCCAAUUUAUCGGAUGAUCUGUUCCAACAGCUUUUCAAACUUAACGAGCCCUUGAGGUCGACUGCUUGGUUGAGAUGUUGCUUUGAGCCCGUACAAGAAGCAGAAUUUACACAAAUAUCACUUUGGAGGUCUUACGAAUCUAAAUUUGGUCAGCCUGUUCGCGAAUCCGGGCGUAAACUGUUACCUGCCGUGGAAUUCAUCAAGAAUGUAUCGAAUGCUUUCAACAACGCUGCUGCCAUCGUAAUCACUGACCCGGUAACCGGCAAGAAAAGGUUUGUUAUCAAGGGCAUUCAACCAAGAUUUAAAGCUUUGGGGAUUGCAGACGGUGAAAGAGAAUCUCAAGUUCCCAUUUCGGCGUUAAAAUCCAAGUUUUUGAACGACUCUAAGGAAAUUACACCUGCGAGACAAAACAGCAUACCCGAGGUAAAAUUCCCUCAAGUACUGUCAGAUGUUUCUAAAGUGGCAUGUACUUUUUUGUGCCUUUUAUCCAACGACACAGAUGAUGGAGUUGGUUCCACAUUUUGUCAACGCAUCAGACCAUUGGUCCUACAUAAGUUGGCAGAUGUUCCACCUUUAACAUUAGCAUUGUCUGAAUAUAUGGAAAAUACGUCGGGGUUAUGA